Cercopithifilaria johnstoni is the source of this 3000-nucleotide messenger RNA. NCBI's taxonomy places the organism in Eukaryota, Metazoa, Nematoda, Chromadorea, Rhabditida, Onchocercidae. The record is from the annotation of a GenBank genome assembly.
AUGUCACUGAAAAGCUCAGAAGAAACAGUCGAUGGGGCGCUUUUGAUGAUCGACGAACAUUCGGAAAUAGAAAGGAACGAUACGUUGAAGAAUGAUUCGGAUAACAAUCAUACGGAAAGAACAGAUAACUUGACAUAUUGGAAUGACCAAUCAAUCCAGGCAUUCAAUAAACUUCAAAUUACUUGUCACGGGCGCACAAGUGAUUCACGACGUAGCAAACUUCUUUCCUUAUGGAGGUAUCUCACGCUUCGAGGUUUAUUUCGACUUUUAGGUGAAAAUGUUGGCUCCUACCCGAUAGUAUACAUUCUUUUAUCAUUAUUGAUCUCAACAAGUUCAUUUGGUAUGUUUAAAAUUGUUUUACGUGAUCGAAUACGAGAUGGUUAUACGCCAACAAAUGCACCAUCCAGAUAUGAAAUGGAUGUGUUACGGGAAUUUUGGAAUUCUACCGGCGAUCCGAUGGUUACGGUAGUAUUAUUAACAGCAAAAGAUAAUGGAUCGAUGUUACGUGAUGAUUAUUUGAACGAAGUUGAACGUUUGACCGUUUAUUUGAUGAAAAAUCAUAGUGUAAUAUAUGAUAAUGAGCCAGUUAUAUACGAAAAUUUUUGUUCACCUUACUGUAAGAUGAAUAUCGCUUUAAAACUUUUUAAGCAAGGUGUUGAUGUGGAACGACUUCAUUUACAACACGGUGAACCACUUUCCCAUGAUACAUCUCUAACAUAUCCGAUAGCGAAAAUUGAUGGCUUUAAUAUUCAUUUGGAGAGGAAUUUUUUUGGGAUUACUAUAAAAGAAGCGCCCAAAAAGGAUAUGUUUGUUGGCCAAAAUGUUACGGUCGAUAAAUUACCACCAAAUACAUCCUAUGCGCAAUUAGUUUCAAACUUGCAGUUUGUUAAAGUAGUUUUGGCUCUUUAUCGUGCUGAUCGAUCAUCCCUCGAAAUGGAACGAAAGCUAUCAUUAUGGGAGCUUUCUGUUUUCGAAUUUGCUCGAGAACACUACAAAAACCAUUUAAUUGACAUGGAGGUAAUUGGCACAGAGAUUCUUAAUCAAGAAAUGAUCAAAGAUGGUCAAAAACUUGCACCUUUCUUUGCUGCAGGUUUUGGUUUUAUGAUAUUUUUUGUAACUGUUACGGUUUUUGCUAGCGCAAUUUUUUAUAAUGCGAUGGAUUGGGGGAAAGUUUUGGUGGCAUUUGGUUCCAUUCUAUGUCCAAUACUUUCAAUUACAUCAACAUACGGUAUCGUAUCACUUUUUGGUAUUAGAAUAAAUUCGCUUAUGCUUGUUAUGCCAUUCCUUAUUAUGGGCAUUGGUGUUGAUGAUGCAUUCCUAAUGAUUCAUCCAUGGCAACGUUUAGCCUUACAAACGAAUAGUGUUAGUGUUCGACUUGGUUUAGUAUUCGAAGAAGUAGGGCCUUCUAUUACAAUUACUUCCUUAACUAAUUUCAUUUCAUUCAGUAUUGGUGCUCUAACUCCUACGCCAGAAAUACGAUUAUUUUGUGUGUCAACAGCUAUUGCAAUGGGAUUGGAUUAUUUAUAUGAAUUAAUUCUCUUUGGACCUGUACUGGCAUUAGCUUCACAUUGCGAAAAAUGUAAUAAUAAAUAUACUGUAUCAUCAUGUUCACAGAAAUCCUUAUUGUAUGGAUGGCGUUUACAGAUUGAUACCUUUAUGAAAUGGGUUCUAAGAAUGUAUUGCCGUAUUCUGGAACAUCGAUGUUUCACGAUAUUUUUAUUUAUUGCAGUGCUUAUUUACUGGUACUUUGCUAUCAUUGGAGCAAUGACUAUAAAAACUAGGCUUGAUACGGUGAAAAUUUUACCUCGAGAUUCACCGAUACAAAGGCCGAAUCGGAUACUUAAUGAUAUCAUUUGGGAUGAAUAUCAUCCGGUAACGGUGCUUGUAAAUAAUCCAUUGGAUAUAAGAAAACAACAACCAAUGCAACGAUUUUGGCAGCUUGUCAAUGAUUUUGAAAGUUUACCAUUAUGUAGAGGAAAUACCUCAACGUUAUUGUGGCUUCGCGACUAUGAACAUUAUUAUAAGCAUGGAGAUCUCAUGUUAUCGAUAUGGUCAUUUCUUGAUUUGGAAGAUACUAAAUCAAUCAAUAAAGCUUCGCAUUCUGAAACGGGUCUUGACUUCGACAAACUGGAAAGCUUUCUUGAAUCACCAUUUUAUGUACACUGGAACACGUGUAUGAUCGUUGCUAAUACAAAGGAUGGAGUUCGAGUAAAACGUUUUUGGUUCGUUGUCGCGUAUAGGAAUACGUCAACAUGGGAAGUACGAAUUGAGUUGAUGGAGAAAUGGCGUGAAAUUGCUGACAACUACAAAGAUUUGAACGUGACAGUUUGGGAGGCUAAUGGAAUGUUUGUGGACCAAAUGCUUAGUUUGAAAACAGUUGCGAUACAGACCGGUGCAUUAACAUUAAUCUGUAUGACGGUUGUUUGUGCGUUAUUCAUCCCGAAUCCAUGUAGUAUCAUAACGGCUUCUAUCGCAAUUGCAUCCAUAAGUCUCGGUGUAUUUGGAUUUUUGUCUUGGUGGCAUUUUGACCUGGACCCAGUAACUAUGGUCGCAGUAUUAAUGUCUAUUGGUUUAUCAGUUGAUUUCACCGCUCAUGUCUCUUAUCACUAUCAGCUAGCGAAUCGACGCGAAAUUCGAAAUGAAAAAAUUGUAAAAAUACCAAUUAAAGGACCACAUGAAAAGCUCAAACAUACUUUGGAAAGUGUUGGUUGGCCAAUGAUACAAGCUGGUGCAUCAACGGUUAUGUGUGUUUUGCCACUUGUUUUUUUCGAGAGUUAUUCACCAAUGGUUUUUUUCAAAACGAUCAUCCUGGUAGUAUCGUGGAGCUUAUUGCAUGGACUCAUUCUGUUACCGGCACUUUUAGGUGCCCUACCGGAUUGUCUAGCAAAUGCUAACUGUUACCGGACAUUUUUAUCCACAAGUAGUCAAAAAUCAUGUCGUUAUGUUGGGCCACAUGAAAUGGAUCCAAUUGAUGGACAGGAAAUGGAAUCCGCCGAUUAG